Molecule: messenger RNA, 727 nt
Organism: Tribolium madens (black flour beetle)
Lineage: Eukaryota; Metazoa; Arthropoda; Insecta; Coleoptera; Tenebrionidae
Exons: 2
Coding region: 16-615 (199 amino acids)
Source: RefSeq, a predicted model, not a curated record
ACUAAUUUUCCAGACAUGACAUCCAGAUUACACCACAUUUCCAAAGAGCUGGAAAAAUGUGUCGAAUUUUUAGAAGACGAUGUUAAAAAGAGCCUCAGCCAAGUCUCCCAAAAAUUGGACGACAACCUUGUGGCUUUGGAAGCAAGUAAAGAUUAUCAUUACAAACAGAUCUUGAUACAGCUUCAACAAAUCAAAGACUGCAUCAAGAUAAUUGCAACUCAUGACCAGAGUUUACAGUCGUUACAAGGCAAGAUUAACAAUAGUUCAAGAAUUGAUAAGAGUUAUAUAAAGAAGCAAGUUGAGACGUUCCAGAAUUUUGGGACGGUUACCACAAGGGAACAUAAGCCGAUUAGAUCAAGACAAUCCCAAAUGAAGUGUCUGGAAUGUUGGGAACAGUUAAUGGAGUCGCCGGAACAACUCAACAUUCCCAAAAGAAGUAACAGUUCUAGGAAGUUGAAGAAAAUUGUUUCCUCAACUUUUGAGACGUUUUUGGACAGUGUUGAAGCAACAAAUGACGAAGUUGAGCUUCCGGAGGGAAUUGAAGAAGAAGAAAUGGAUACUAAGCCUCGAAUAGUUGAUGUUAUUUACAAAAAGGACAUAAAUGAGGAAAUUUAGGUUCUCCCUAUUGUUAUUAUAUCUUAUCACUUAUCAGUUGAUAAAUUGUUCAGUUGUGGGAUCGAACUUCACAUUUUGCGUCUACAUCUUACUAAACUGUGUUAUUAAAACC